This is a messenger RNA of Cannabis sativa, 798 nucleotides long. RefSeq lists its product as uncharacterized. Gene Ontology annotation, biological process: proteolysis. The record is from RefSeq and is a predicted model, not a curated record. NCBI's taxonomy places the organism in Eukaryota, Viridiplantae, Streptophyta, Magnoliopsida, Rosales, Cannabaceae. The transcript is spliced from 5 exons. Gene Ontology annotation, molecular function: cysteine-type peptidase activity. Bases 1 to 798 code for a protein of 265 amino acids.
AUGAUUCUGUAUAAGGUCGUUAAAUAUGUGCGUGGUUUGUGCCCGUUGGACAACAAGAUUGGUGAACCUGUUGAUCCGCAAUUGGAAGCUGAUUUUGUCAAGUGGGUUGAUUCAGGUCUUAGAAAGCAUAAAUCUAACACAACAACUAAUGUGUAUUGUAAGGGUAAGGACACUAUAUUUCCGCCAUUUCGUUUUGGUGUUGAGGACAUCAGCAACAAGAUGUGGUUUCACAACCUUGCCUACCCUAAUUGUUUCCUUACCAAUUCUCACAUUGACAUCAUUUUCUAUUAUCUUCGUAAGAAAAUAAUGUACUCAGCCGAGCCGAAAAUUAAAGUCACCACAACUGAUUGCCUCUUUUGUUCUAGCAUAACAACUUUGUAUGAGAGGUUUGUUGAGAAAAACAACGAUAUAUCGGUGUUGUCUCUUUCUCACAAUGUGGCCCAGUACAUUCAAGGUGGUAAGAUAUUAUGUGCCACUCCUUGGCAUUUGGUUGAUCAUGUUAUUAUGCCUAUCAAUGUAAAAUUACAGGAUCAUUGGAUUUGUGGUCGUCUUAACAUAGUUGACAGGCGCAUAUAUCUGUACAAUUCAUCGCGUUCGGAGGUCACAACUGAUUGUGGUGUUUUUGUUGCAUCAUUUGCCGAGUAUUUCAUUGAUGGCAAACCCAUCCCAUCCUCUGAUUUUGAUGUGGAAAUUCACCGCGAUCGUUUGGCUGCGUUAUUUUAUCAUUAUGGGAUGAAGAAGCAAACUGAGAACAUUGAAAGUGAAUCCGAGGCCCCUCCCAGCCUUCCCAAGAAGUGA